Lichtheimia ornata is the source of this 1866-nucleotide messenger RNA. RefSeq lists its product as uncharacterized. Gene Ontology annotation, cellular component: cytoplasm. NCBI's taxonomy places the organism in Eukaryota, Fungi, Mucoromycota, Mucoromycetes, Mucorales, Lichtheimiaceae. The coding region runs from base 1 to 1866 and encodes 621 amino acids. The record is from RefSeq and is a predicted model, not a curated record. The transcript has 8 exons.
AUGAGGCUCGCUAUCUACAGCGGCGUCUCCUCGCUUUUGGCUAUCGGCGUCGUCCUCAAUGCAAUGCAUCAACGCUCCAAUUUCUAUGCAGCUUGUUUAUACUUGGCAAAAUCGAGUGCAUGCAUCAUGAUACUGCUUAAUAUGGGAUUAAUAUUGGCUAUUUGUUUUGGCAAAGCGCUUCAAGCUUUAUUCUUUGGUACGCUACGUGCUAUUGAAGUCGAGCACUUGUAUGAGAGGUCGUGGUAUGCCGUUAGUGAAACAUGCCUGGCCAUGACGAUAUUUCGAGAAGAAUUCAACUUGCAAUUUGUUAUUGUCUUUACGACAUUGCUCUUUUUGAAGAUAUUCCAUUGGUUAUGCCAAGAUCGGGUCGAGUUUAUGGAACAAUCGCCUUCUCAUCGAGUUUCUUUCCAUGUGCGAAUGAUCAACCUUAUGGCGCUAUUGCUGAUUAUCGAUUGUGUACUUGCUCAACAUGCCAUCAAUGUUACGAUGCGUAAAGGCCCCAAUAUGAUGAUUAUGUUUGGAUUCGAGUAUACCAUCCUCAUCUGGACCAUGUUAUCCACUAUGGGCAAGUACAUCAUCAAUGUCGUUGAUAUGCGGAGCGAAGAACCAUGGGAGGGCAAGUCUAUGUGUGUCUUUUAUUUGGACCUUUUCACAGACUUUUUCAAGUUGAUCACGUACAUUGUCUUUUUUAUCUUCAUUUGCUACUACUAUCAACUACCAUUGCACAUCAUCCGCGACGUAUACGUGACUCUCCGCUCAUUUAUCCAAAAAUGCCGUGAUUUGUAUCGUUAUCGCCGUGCGACGAGGAACAUGAACGAGCUAUACCCCAAUGCAGCAGCUGAAGAUUUUACACGCAACGACAGCACCUGUAUCAUUUGCCGAGAAGAGAUGCACGUUAUGGAUGAUAACAACAAUGAGGAUCGAGACGCACCAUCACCCCGAGAACGACAACAACAAAACAUGGAUCAACCAAAAAAGUUGCCUUGUGGUCACAUUUUCCAUUUUCAUUGUCUCAGGAGUUGGCUGGAACGGCAGCAGAGCUGUCCAACAUGUCGGAGAUCCGUUUUGCCUGAAGGAAACAAUGGUUCUUCUCGGGAAGAAGAGCGUGCACCUCAACAACAGCAAAAUGGUGGUGGCGGCGGUGUUCCCCAUGGCAACCAACAGCAACCCAAUGCAUCAUCUCCACAGCAACCACCACCACCAACUACAGGACAACCUCAAUUCCCUCAACCACAUCAAUUUGGCUCCUUCUAUGGUCAUGACAAUGUGCCACCAUCGCAGCAACAACAACACACAACACAAGCACCAGGAUUAGGCAUCCUUGCACCUGAUCCAGCAUGGUCAUCAUCAACGGCUGCUUCCAAUAAUGCGUAUCCAGGCAUGAUUCCUCUCAUACCACUUUCAGGACCAUCGGCUCAAGUGAAUUCGACAACAGCAGACCCCGUUUCAUUGUCUGAUGAGCAAAUUCAAGCAUUAUCAAACACCACACGAGAUGCCAUGGUACAACGCCUACGCUUACUAGAAACGGUUCAAAACCAAAUCUUUCACAGCAUGCAAGUGCUUACACAAGCUCUAAGUGUGGUUCCUGACAACACAGCUGUUAACACGAGUACGUCAACGGACACAGCACCUGCUUCUUCAUCAACAACAACAGCACAACCAGAACAACCUUCUACAAGUAAUGCAUGUGAUUUACGAUCAUCAUCAACACCAUCAUCAUCAUCGUCAUCGUCAAACAUCAAAGAUGAAAACCAAGGGGAUAGAGAAUGUACAAAGGAGAGCAAAGGAAAGAUGCCAGAAACUCGGAGGGGAUCACAAAGUAGUCCAUAUUGUAUUGAUUCGGAUAGUAAUAGUAAUGAGGAUUAA